Messenger RNA from Fusarium musae, 1143 nucleotides. RefSeq lists its product as uncharacterized. Lineage: Eukaryota; Fungi; Ascomycota; Sordariomycetes; Hypocreales; Nectriaceae. The transcript has 3 exons. Gene Ontology annotation, molecular function: zinc ion binding; L-iditol 2-dehydrogenase (NAD+) activity. Bases 1 to 1143 code for a protein of 380 amino acids. The record is from RefSeq and is a predicted model, not a curated record. Gene Ontology annotation, biological process: D-sorbitol catabolic process.
AUGGCAACUGAGCGUGUCAAGGCCUCCGUCCUCCACGGUGAGAAGGAUCUCCGUCUGGAAGAACGUGAACUUCCCGCACCCUCAAGCAACGAAGUCCAAGUCGCUGUCAAGUCAACUGGCCUCUGCGGCUCCGAUCUUCACUACUACAACCACUUCCGCAACGGCGACAUCAUCGUUCGCGAACCUCUCACUCUCGGCCAUGAGUCCGCAGGCACAGUCGUAGCCGUCGGUUCAGAAGUUACACAUCUCAAGCCCGGCGACCAUGUCGCGCUCGAGGUCGGUCUUCCUUGUGAGGCCUGUGAGCUCUGUGGUGAGGGUCGUUACAACAUUUGCCGUGGAAUGAAGUUCCGCAGCUCAGCAAAGGCCAAUCCUCAUGCGCAGGGAACUCUACAAGAGAGAAUUAACCACCCUGCUAAGUGGUGCCACAAGAUGCCUGAACAUGUUACUCUCGAUCUCGGCGCUCUUGUUGAGCCUCUCUCAGUCGCAAUGCACGCCCGUGAUCGUGCCGCUCUCCCCAAGGGCUCAACAGUGCUCGUCCUCGGCGCUGGUGCCGUCGGUCUCCUCGCAGCCGCUGUCGCAAAGGCCGAUCAAGCCAAGACCGUUAUCAUUGCCGACAUCCUCAAGGACCGCCUUGACUUUGCUAUUAACAAUGGCUUCGCCGAUGCUUCAGUAGUCGUCCCCAUGGAGCGCCCACAAACUAUCGAGGACAAGCUCGCCCUUGCUCAAAAGGUCGCUGCCAUGGUGAAGGAGACACAAGUCAAUGGAGAGGCUGUCGGUGAGGUUACAGCUGUGUACGAGUGCACUGGUGUCGAGACCUGUGUGCAAACAGCCAUCUACGCUACCAAGCCUGGAGGCAAGGUCAUGAUCAUUGGAAUGGGAACUCCCGUCCUCACCAUCCCCAUGUCGGCUGCUGCUCUUCGCGAAGUUGACAUCGUGGGUGUCUUCCGCUACGCCAACACAUACAAGGAGAUCAUUGAGCUAUUGGCCAACCCUCCUGCCAACAUGCCUGACGUGAGCCGUCUGGUCACGCAAAGAUACAACGGCAUGGAGAACAUUGAGGAGGCUUUCAAGAUGGCUGGCAAGGUGAGGGACGAGCAAGGCAAUCUUGUUAUCAAGGUUGUUGUGGACUUUAACGAAAAAUGA